AAGAUUAUUCUUAUAUAUAUUGUGUUGCUAUCUGAAAGAAAUAUUUUAUUAUAAAAGUUAAAAAGUUAAGAUAAAAAACCAAUUGAUAAUUAAAUAUUAGUCAAGCAAAAAAAUUAUAUAAAGAUAUUUUCUAAACUAUUUCUAAGAUAUGAGUGUUUUAAAAAAAAAUUAACACAAAAGUAAGUAUAUAUUUUGAUAAAAAAAUAUUUGACAUAUAUAAAUACUUUGAUGUUUGAUCUAACUAUUUAAAACCAUAAAUAAUUACUUAUUACGUUGGUUUUAGAUUAAUAAAACAUAAACUAAUAAGUAUUCAUAAGAAGUUUAUGCCCGCAUAUGCAGGCAAAACACCUAGUUUAUAUAUAUAUAUAUAUAUAUAUAUAUAUAUAUAUAUAUAUAACGGAUCAAAUUGGAUAUUUGUUCUAUUGAUAUUUGUGAUUUACUUCGUAGAGUAACAAAUAUCCUAAUUUUUCAGUUCGAGUCAAAACGGAUAACGAAUCGAAUCAAAAUUUAUGAAUAAUUUGUCCAGAUCUAUUCGUAAACAUUAAAAAUAACAUAAAGAAGAACCAUGCAUGUGAAUUUUAUAUUAAAAAACGUAAAGUACAUAGUGUGAACAUAUUGAUGUAGAGUUUGGCUGAAAAACUCUCUACAUGUGACAUGUGUCCAUUUUAAUGUUAACACAUUUAUUACAAUGCUUCUACACGUGAAAUGUGUCCAGUUUAGUGUGAACGCAUUUAUUACAAUGUUUCUUCUUUAAUAUAUAAGGGAUUUUCUACUCGAGAAUUUAGUCAUCGUUCAUAACAUAUAUGAGUAUUCUUGUAAUCUAAAAGUUGGUUUUUCAGUAUAAAGUUUAAACUGACUAUAAGGUCAACAAUGAGGGUGAUUUGUUGGGAUGCAACAAUAAAAAAUUUGUUGUAAAAUAUAAUCUGUAUAAUUUUUUUAUUUAGAUGUAAAGAAAUAUACUUUUAAAUUUUACUGUUAUAGCAAUUUUUCUACAGCUAAAAAAGCUGUUUUAGAAAAUAAUUUCUUACAGCUAUUUUAUUAUUGUAGUUUUAAAAACUAUUCUAAAUAUUAUUGAUAAUUUUAAAGGAUGUAUAAAAAUUAAAGCCAAAAACAUUUCUUAUAGCUCAAUCAAUCACCUUCAGUGUUUAACUACUGAACUACAUUUUCGCUUUAUACUUUUAAAGAAAUCCAACAUACAAAUGAUACAAAGUGAACAGUGUUUUAAGAAUAUUACAAAAACAUUUUGGUACAUACCUUAUCAGAUAAUCCGGUCACUUUUGAGAAAGAUGCACUUAGUGCUACAGUGUUGACUAAAUACCAUCUAUAAUACUAAAAGGGGGAUAUAGAGAGCAGGUAAGGUGUCCACGUCGGAUUAUUUAUUCGAACCAAUCAGGAGCGUCGAAAUUGACACGUCAUCCUGGGCUCGCGGUUUGCGAUUUGUUUCUGGUAUGUGUUGUGGGCUUCACCGAAUGUUGUGGGCUUCACCAAAGUUUUGUGGCCUAUAUUGGAGUUUAGCGUCGUUUUUGCCGUAAUUGAAACCUCGAAGAAUCCGUCGAGGGAUGAGAUUCUCAUCACUGCUACCUCUUCGUCUUCUCCGAUCGAUGAGCAGAGAAGCCGAGAUCUAAUCGAUCCACUUCUAUACAAUCAAUAUACCUCCUUAAUGAUUUCGUUUCACCUCCCCCUUUUCAUCCUCCUUUAUAUACUCCUUUUCAUCCUCCUUUAUAUACUGAUCUUCUCUAUUAUCCAAAACCCUAGAAUCACUCAAAUCUCGAUCCAUGGCGAUGAAACGAAAUGGGAAGUCUCCUGUCUCCUCCGACCCUGAUGAACAAGUCAUGUUCUUCAAGGAUGUCUCUCUAGGUCCACACGAGACUCAGCUUCGCUUCCGGCUCAUUCAUUUCUGGGAGGCUCGAAACCCGGUCAAGAAGACGCUGAUUGGCCUCGAAAUGCUCCUCAUUGACGAACAGGGAACUGUUAUUCAAGGAUUCAUCCCACCAGGACGAAUUAAGAAGUACUUACCUGACAUGAAACGUGGAUCAGUUUACAAACUCAUCAACUUCUACGGGUCGAAAAACAAACCGGUGUAUCGGGUUGCUGAUCAUGUCGCAACCGUGUCUUUCGCGUGGAACUAUGAGAUGUCUGUUCUUCGCGAGAUUCCCAUCUCUUUUGAUGAAGACCGUUUUAGGUUUCAUUCAUACGAAGAUUUUGAAGCCAACUGUGAUCUCAAAGGCGACCUCUACGAUGUUGUUGGUCACAUGAAGCUGGUCGAUGGCCAGACUCUAAUUGAGCGUCCCAGCCUUGAUCAUGCGAAGAUCGCUACCACUCGGCACAUUAUGGUUCACGUGCAGUCACAUAAGGGACCUGUGAUGAAGCUUUACCUUUGGGACCAGGCUGCAACAGACUUCUGCGAGAAGUUCAACUCCUGUGAAAACACUCCCACAGUGCUUUUGGUCACCACUGUUAACACCAAACGUCUCGGAGGUACCCUUGCCCUGACCUCUAUGUCUUCUACACGGGUUUUCAUGGACUAUGAUGUCCAACCAACCAGAGAUUAUUUCACCUGGCUGGGCUCUAACCCAGAGAUUGCUAAUCAGGUUAGCGCAGACGUCAUCACUAAGCGUGAGACACUGAGUAUAGCAGAGAUAUUCUCCUACAUGACUCAGGAAUCCGCCAAGGUAAAAGUAAACGCUAAUAUAUUUAAAUAUUGUGACCAAAGUAUAUAUAUUUCAUGCUAAGUAUUAUAUUGAAUAUAUUUUAACCAUAUGCCUAUAAACCGUCCAGGCUGCCUUUUUUGAGUGCACAGCUACGAUUGAUGAUGUUGUGCAUGGCUAUCCUUGGUACUAUAUUGGAUGCAGUGGGUGCCAUUCUAAGGCUACCAAUGGCCCGAGUUCGUUGAUUUGUACAAACCCAAAAUGU
This is a messenger RNA of Brassica rapa (field mustard), 2913 nucleotides long. RefSeq lists its product as uncharacterized. NCBI's taxonomy places the organism in Eukaryota, Viridiplantae, Streptophyta, Magnoliopsida, Brassicales, Brassicaceae. The record is from RefSeq and is a predicted model, not a curated record.